AUGGAGCCUAAGGAGAUCUACGACCAAGUUAAUAAGCGGUACGGCUCAAUCGCCAAGAGCAGCACCGGCCAGUAUGAGCAGACAGUCGCGAAAGCCUUUGGAUACACAGAAGAAGAGCUCGCUGGCGUUCCUGAGGGUGCGAAUCUGGGAUUGAGCUGCGGCAACCCAAUUGCACUUGCAAGGCUGAGAGAGGCCGAAACCGUCAUUGAUCUUGGGUCUGGCGCUGGCUUCGAUGUGUUUACGGCUGCAAAGAGAGUUGGCCCUAAAGGCAAGGCCGUCGGAGUUGACAUGAACAAGAAUAUGAUCGACAAGGCGAAUGCCAACAAAGCUCACACCAACGCCUUAAACGUCCAGUUUAUCGAGAGCGUCAUCACGUCCAUCGCGCUACCCGACAACACUGCUGACUGCAUCAUUAGCAAUUGCGUCAUCAACCUUAUCCCCGCAGAGGACAAACAGCUUGCAUUUAAUGAGAUGUUCCGACUACUCAAGCCCGGCGGACGAGUUGCCAUCAGUGACAUACUCGCGCGCAAAGAGUUUACCGAGGAUAUUAAGAAGAACAUUGCUCUAUAUGUUGGGUGCGUUGCGGGAGCUAGCCAGGUCAGCGAGUAUGAUGCGUUUCUCAAGAAUGCAGGCUUUAACGAUGUUCUCAUCGUGGACAGCAAGAAUGACUUGAAUGUGUACUUUACCGCCACCGAGACCAAACCAUCGUGUUGUGGAUCAGACGCCGUUAAAGAAGGAAAGGAGGUAUCGCCUUGUUGCAGUGUAGAGGCGAGAGAGAGUUGCUGCAAGCCGGAGAAAAAGCAGUCAUGCUGCAGAACUAACUCGUCGGCGUGUACUUGCCAGAACCAGACGAGUUCAAUGGCCAGUGAAGCCAAGACACUCGCUACUCAAUUGGGGAUCACAGACUUGAACGAAUGGGCAGGCUCCUUCCAGGUGUAUGCUGUCAAGCCCGCGGCGAACUGA
This is a messenger RNA of Fusarium redolens, 963 nucleotides long. Its product is annotated as S-adenosyl-L-methionine-dependent methyltransferase. The coding region runs from base 1 to 963 and encodes 320 amino acids. Gene Ontology annotation, molecular function: methyltransferase activity. The record is from RefSeq and is a predicted model, not a curated record. Lineage: Eukaryota; Fungi; Ascomycota; Sordariomycetes; Hypocreales; Nectriaceae. The transcript is spliced from 5 exons.